UUUCUAGUCUUUCGACCACUCAAUGCCACACACAUUCGUACACUGAUGGCGGUGUCUGCAAUGAAAUGUGCCAACUGCUCAACAGAACGGAAACUUAUCAUUCAUACGCACUCAUACACCGAUGCUCAUACACAGCAUCAGGAGCAAUUUGGGGUUCAGUGUCUUGUUCAAGGACACUUUAACAUGUAGCGAGAGGAGCCGGGGUUUAAAUCGCCAACCUUCCGAUUAGUGGCCGACCCACUCUACAUCUGAGCCACAGCCGCCCCAAUGUAUGCAUGUACAAUAGACUGCAACAUGCUGAAACAGGAGGAUUACUUGAUUGGCUGGUUUGAAUUCCCAGCUUGUGCGUUGAUGUAGUCAGACAAGAUAUUAAUAACAGUGUGGAGAGAGACCAGAGGCUGUUCGGAACUGAGGUUCCUUUCAAGUGAAGCAUGACGGGUAAUGUUUCUCAAAUAACAAUAUUUUUUCUUUCUGGUUUAAAUGAAACGAAGAGCCACAGGUUUACUCUCUUCUCUCUCACUUUACUGUAUUAUUGUAUGAUUUUGCUGGUAAAUCUUUCUCUUAUUGUGACCAUCAUCUUGGACAAACACCUGCAUGAACCGAUGUAUAUUCUAUUGUGCACUUUUUGUAUGAAUGGACUUUAUGGAACAACAGGUUUCUACCCCAAGUUUCUCUGGGAUCUGCUCUCUCCUGUUCAUGCUAUCUCUUAUUCUGCAUGCCUUGUUCAGGCUCUAGUAAUAUACUCAUUUGCCCUCGGUGAUCUGUCUAUCCUUUCAGUCAUGGCAUAUGACAGAUAUGUGGCUAUAUGUCGACCUCUGGAGUAUCACUCUAUCAUGUCAAAGCAAAGACUCAUUAAGUUAGCGUGUUUCUCUUGGUUAACACCUUUCUGCAUUAUGGCCACAAAUAUUUUUCUCGCAUCUAGGUUAAAGUUAUGCAGCCCACAUAUUGCGAGACUUUUCUGUAUGAACUGGAUUAUUGUUAAACUUGCUUGUUUUCCAGCUGAGACUAUUAUUAACAACAUAGUUGCAUACAUUACAAUAAUCGUAUAUGUAUUUCAUGGUGUUUUUAUAGUUUGGUCCUACAUGUAUCUCAUUAAAAUGUGUAUGAAUUCUAUAGAAAACAGGGCAAAGUUUAUGCAAACAUGUGUGCCACAUUUAACCUCCUUACUCGUUUUUCUUGUCACUAUACUUUUUGAUGUGAUGAAUACGCGAUUUGGAUCAAAAAAUUUCACUCAAACCUUUCAAAACUUUAUUGCAAUAGAAUUUCUCAUCAUACCUCCUCUUAUGAAUCCUCUCAUUUAUGGUUUCAAAUUGACCAAAAUUCGGAACAGAAUUCUGGGUGUUAUUACUUUCAAAAUUAAAUGAUUUUUCUCUUAAGUGGUAGGGUAAGUCUAAUAUUCCUUCAAAAAUGCCCUUAAUUUAAAUAUCUAUUGCACAACAUCAAAGCUUUCCUUAGUCUGCCUUGAGAAAAAUCUGAGAGAAAGCUAAUUUUGGUUUUCUUUUGAAUUGUUAUUCUUUGUCCAUCAGGCUAAAAAUGCUAAAUCAAAUGCUUAAUUUAGUAGUAGUAGUAGUAGUAGUAGUAGUAAUACUUAUGAACUGUUGUACUUUAAACAUGAACUUUGCAGAAGGCAUAUCUUUGCAUUUUUACAAUUUUGUCUUCGAUGGUGGAGGAACUCCAAUAUUCCUUAGAAAAACAAUCACAUUAAAUAUUGCCCUUUUCAUUAAUAUGUCUUUGGAAAAGUUGAACAGAAAGAUUCUUUAUUCUUCUCCAUAUUUUAUGCUAAAACAAAUGCCAUAUUUUUUGUAUUGUAUUUGAACUCUUGUACUUUGAAAUAUGAACUUUGAAGAUUGCAUAUUUUUUGCAUUUUGCAAAAACAGCUUUUUUUUUAACCUAAUGGUCACACCAAUGGUCAUUUUUAAUUAUUUGUCUACAUAACCCAGUUGUUUGCAUUAAAUAUCUUUUGCACCUUUCUUUGAAUUAAUGUUGGAUGGUCAGUCUUAUUGCAUUUAAGAAAUUAAAAUGAAAGUGAAUGUAAAUAAAAAACCUGACAUUUCU
This is a messenger RNA of Dicentrarchus labrax (European seabass), 2055 nucleotides long. RefSeq names its product olfactory receptor 142-like. The record is from RefSeq and is a predicted model, not a curated record. Lineage: Eukaryota; Metazoa; Chordata; Actinopteri; Moronidae. The transcript has a single exon. Gene Ontology annotation, biological process: G protein-coupled receptor signaling pathway. Gene Ontology annotation, molecular function: olfactory receptor activity; G protein-coupled receptor activity. Gene Ontology annotation, cellular component: membrane. Bases 432 to 1364 code for a protein of 310 amino acids.